GACCCUCUCUCCACCGCCGCCGCUUGUAUCGAGGGAUAGAGAAUACCGCCGGAGGAGUAGUUUAAGCCCGCCGCCUUACCGCGACCGCCGUCACUCUCCGCCAAGGCGCUCCCCACCGCCUGGCGGAUUCAAGCGCUCUCGUAGGGACGAUGGCGGUUACGAGCGGCGGAGGGGGAGUCCUAGGUAUGGGUAUGAUUAUGGAGGUUACGAUCGUGGAGGAAGGGGCGGGUACGACGAAAGGGCUCAUGGUCGCUAUAUGACUCGCCCCUCAGAUUGGCCUGAUACGGGGAGGGGUGGUUUUGAUGGCUCUCAGCCUCAAAGGGAGGGUUUGAUGACAUACAAACAAUUUAUUCAGGAACUUGAGGAUGAUAUAUUACCAGCUGAAGCUGAACGGAGGUACGAAGAAUACAGAACGGAAUACAUUUCAACUCAGAAACGUGCUUAUUUUGAAGCUCACAAGGACGAAGAAUGGCUAAAGGACAAGUAUCAUCCGACUAAUUUAGUAACCGUUAUUGAAAGGAGGAAUGAGAAUGCAAGGGCUGCAGCAAAGGAAAUUUUACUAGAUUUGCAGAGUGGAACACUAGAUCUUGGCCCAAGUUUGACAAGUUCUACGUCUAAUAAAUCUGGAAAUGCCAGCGAUCCAAAUUCUGAGGAUGAACCAGAUGUUAGUGGUAAAAGAAGAAGGCAUGGUAGAGGUCCAGCAAAAGAAAAUGAUCUAUCUACCGCUCCCAAAGCUCAUACUGUCAGUUGCGAGCCUAGAAGAAUCCAAUUAGACAUCUUACAAGCUCAGGCAUUGGUUCGUAAAGUUGAUUCCGAAAAGGGAAUAGAAGAUAAUGUUCUAUCCAGUACCGAUCAUGAUAAACUAGAGGCUGAUAAUGCUCACGGUGGAUCUAUGGGGCCAAUUAUAAUUAUACGGGGGCUGACGACCGUCAAAGGUCUUGAAGGUGCUGAGCUUUUGGAUACACUUAUAACUUAUUUGUGGCGCGUCCACGGUAUAGAUUACUAUGGAAUGUCUGAGACUAAUGAAGCAAAAGGUCUUAGACAUGUUAGAGCUGACAGCAAAGCUUUUGAUGGUUCUAACCCCUCAGUAUCCGGGGCCGAGUGGGAGAAAAAACUUGAUUCCUUUUGGAAGGAAAGGUUGAUGGGUUGGGACCAUUUGGAAAUAAUGACAGGUAAAGAAAAAAUUGAUGCAGCUGCUGUAGAAGCCUUAGACCCCUAUGUUAGAAAAAUAAGAGAUGAAAAAUAUGGUUGGAAGUAUGGAUGUGGGGCUAAGGGGUGCACAAAGCUAUUUCAUGCAGCUGAGUUUGUUCAUAAGCAUCUUAGACUCAAACACCCAGAACUUGUGAUGGAGCUGACGUCGAAAGUGCGGGAGGAUCUUUAUUUUCAAAAUUAUAUGAACGAUCCUAAAGCACCUGGCGGUACUCCAAGCAUGCAACAGCUUGCACCGAAGGAGAGGGCACCAAAACGAAGGUCAGUUUUGGAUGGUCGGCUGAGAGAUGAACGCAGUGGUGGCAGAGACCAUAGCAAGGGUGAUCGGCCUGAUGAUGAGAGGAUUGACCGGAGUGAGAAUUCACCUUCUCGUGAUGGGUCAGGAGGGGAUGAUCCGAUGCAUGAUGCAUAUGGCGGGCAAGGUUUGCACGGUUCUUCACCUUUCCCUUCCGACAUGCCACUUCCACCUCAAGUUUUGAUGCCAGUGCCUGGUGCCGGACCUCUUGGACCUUUUGUUCCUGCUCCGCCGGAGGUUGCCAUGAGAAUGAUGAGGGACCAGGGUGGGCCAUCUUCCCUUGAAGCAAAUGGUGGGCCUAGAGGAAGAAAAGGAAGGUCUGCUCCGCUAAUGGCCCCUCCCGGACCAAUCCUUGGUAUUUCUCCAGCAUUUCGACAUGAUCCGCGUCGAAUGAGAAGCUACCAGGACCUUGAUGCCCCUGAAGACGAAGUAACCGUCAUGGACUACAGGAGUUUAUAGUCCUUCAAUGCAUAUUUUUGUCUGCUGUAAACUCAAUAUUCUGUAGGAGAGAUUGCUUGCUGUUGUUUCUGAAGCUUAUGAAAUAAUCUAUAUGAUACACAUUGAAAGCCAUUGGGUAAAUCUCUAAAUCUUCCUAAUUUUUCCUACAGUCGUGAGAGAACAUAUAUAUAUAGAGAGAGAGAGAGAGAUAG
Molecule: messenger RNA, 2154 nt
Organism: Phalaenopsis equestris
Lineage: Eukaryota; Viridiplantae; Streptophyta; Magnoliopsida; Asparagales; Orchidaceae
Product: serrate RNA effector molecule
Exons: 12
Coding region: 257-1963 (568 amino acids)
Biological process (GO): mRNA processing; primary miRNA processing
Cellular component (GO): nuclear body
Source: RefSeq, a predicted model, not a curated record